CUGUUGACAAAUGACAAAUAUAAUUUGUGACAUUUGUUUGAUAAUAAUAUAAUAACAUGUCGAUAUUUUCAUUUUUACGUGACACAUAAAAGUUGGCAAAUUAAUUUUUCAUGUUAAUUUAUCUAAAAUAGCUUGUCUUUAAAUAGUUUGGUAGAACCAAACGUUUUCAGAAAUGGCAGAACAUUCCUUAGAUUGUAGUGUUGAAGGCAAUAUUGAAGAAGAUGAUGAAGAUUUUAUAAGGCCAGAAGUUAUUUAUGAGCAAGACCUAAAUGACCAAUCUGAAUCUAAUCAUUCUAAUGGUUUAUCACAAUUGGGGUCACUUGUAGAAUAUGUGUAUGAUGAAAACCAAGUACAAACCAAUGAUGAUGAUGAUGAAGAUGUGUACAUUAAAGAAGAGUAUCUGGAUGUUGAUAUUGCAGAUACCCAUUUUGAUAUACAAUAUCAACAUGAAGAUGAACUUACAGAUGGCCAAGAUAUUAUUCAACCAAUGAUGCCUUUUUUUCUUAGUUCCUCUCCAGUUUUUACUAUAAUGAAUGAAAAUGAUGAAGUUGGGGAAACAAUAAUUCUUCAAAUUGAAAAUGAAACUGAAGAACCGGUCGUUUCACCAAAACCAAUUAAACCACCUAGCAUACCUAUUCCAGAUGAAGUCCGAGAAUCUACAUUACAAAUGGUUCUUUGUUUAAGUAAAACCAAUUCAGUUGUUGAUACUUACACCUGUGAAAUUUGUAAUCAUUGUUAUGGGUGUUUAAACUGUCUAAAAUCUCAUUAUGAGACUAUGCAUUUAGGUAAUACCGUAAUUUCUCAAUAUAAAUGUAAAUUUUCAACAAAUGUCAGCAAAGGACUGCAUUGUCCUGUGUGCAAAUUAAUUUUUGAUACAAGGAGUAAUACUAUGGACCAUUACAUUACUCAUGCUGUGGCAUGCGACAUUUGUGGUUCUGGAUUUGACAGACAAAAGUACUUGACUGAGCAUCUUAGAACAGCACAUAGCAAAGGGAGUUUUGAUGUCUGGUAUGACUGUGAACUUUGCAAGCUAACUUAUCAGUAUGGGAGCAGUUUAAGCAAACAUUAUCAGAAAUUCCACAAACUCAUCUUGUGUGUUGAAUGCAACAUGAAAUUUGAAAAUGUCACCGACCUUGAAGAGCAUGAAAUAAGUCACAGACAAAAAGCAGCCGUUUUACCAUUUGCCUGUAGCAAGUGUGACAAAGCUUUUGCCCAAAUAUCUGAAAUUGCAGUUCAUAUUAGACAAGACCACAAUCAUAAAAGAAAAAUGGAAGAGUUUGAAACACUUUAUGUAAUCAGUAAUAAAAAUAGAAAACCCUUCAAGAGUGUUAGGAAAAAAUUAAAAUAAUGCUACAGUUGAAUAUAGUAACUUUUAUUUAUUAACUAAUGAGAUGGUAUCGUUUUUGAUACACAUUGUUUCGUUUUGUUCAUUAUGAGUUAAUAGGGUCAUUUCUGAAGAUGUCAUAAAAGCAUUUUCUCUACAGAGAAAACCAAUAUUUUAAAUUAGUUAUUGAAUUGCACGGCUGUUCUGAAAAAAUUUAGUUGGCAUGAUAUGGGCAAAUUUUUUUAAGUAGAACGUCUAGAAUGAAUUUUAUAUUUUCAAUUACAUUAGGUACAUCCGCAUGCUCUGAAAAGUGACGUAUGAAACUGCAUGCAGUUUAAAAAAUAAAAAUUGAGUAUAUUCUUUUGAGAAUGUUACAAGAGAUGAAAGUAAAUGUAAAAAGUAACUUAUUGUAACUAAUGAAUGAAUGAAGAACUAUUAUUGCUACAAUUAAUUUUUUUUUAAAAGAACCCCAGAGCAGUUCAAUAAAUAAUAUUAAUUUAUUUUUGAAUUAUAUUUAAUUACUUUCACUUUAUUUAUUUAUAUUUAUUUAUAGUUCAAUUUUUGUCUACUUUAAAUCAUCUGAAUUAAUUUUGUUUAAUCAAAACACUGUAUACAAAUUGGUUGUAAAGUGGAUGGAAUUUUGCACAAUUAAAUGCGAUUAUUAUCUAAGUGAACACAAUUUCAAAAUUUUUAAGGUAAAUAUUUCUAAAAUAUUUUUUAUUAAAGAAAAAUUCUAAGUCAUAAAAUGUGUUUGCAUAAUUUAAUUCUUGCUUUAAAUCUAGUAAGUUGUAUUUAAUAUUUGUACAAAUUAGGGAGUUUGUUAUAUAAGGUUGAGAUGUAUAAUUUGUUGUAAAAAAUAUUUAUAUAAUAUAGAAAUUUUAUAAAUAAAAAAAAUAAAUAUUAAUAUUGUUUUUAUCCUAGAUUAAUCAUUUUUAUUGUCAAAAAAUACUAAAAGUCAGAGAUAUGUAGUGGGUAGAUAUUACAUUAGAGAGAGUAUAGCAGGAGUAGAAGUUGGAAAAGUUUUUGGUAGGUGGAGAGGGGGUAAACGUCGAACCACGUCGGACACUUUGAGAAUUUCAUGGUGAUGUUUAUCUGCCACUGUCGUUUCAUAUAAUAAGUAAUUAUAAAUUGUUACCGGCGAAACCGGACAAACGCAUGUAUUUAUGGAUUGGAAUAUUAAACGAGUAUUAUAAUAUCCCAAAUCAUAAUUCUACCAAAU
Messenger RNA from Psylliodes chrysocephalus, 2543 nucleotides. Lineage: Eukaryota; Metazoa; Arthropoda; Insecta; Coleoptera; Chrysomelidae. The record is from the annotation of a GenBank genome assembly.